GGAGAACACCGAUAUUUUAAAACUUUUACGACAAAUUCGUGAACUUUAAGGAGGUUAACUGAAAUUUGUGCAGGACUGCCAAUAGGAAGGAAAGCUAGGAAUCCCGAACAGAAGAUCUCCCCAGCGCAGGCUUCUCUUUGGGUCUCCAGUCUCCUGCUCUCGUCUCCCGGUCCCGAUCAUAACGAUGAUCUUUGUCGAUGGCCUUCCCAUCUCCCAACCCCGAUCCCGAUCCCAGGGAAGGGAAAUCUUAGCUUACUUGUUGGAGCAUCCGGCCGUUGUCUCCUCCUCAGAUCGCCUGAAGGACUCUCCGGAGACAAGGGUCUCCUCCGCCGACCGUUCUCUGCUCGGCCGCUUCGUCUACGUCUUCCAGCGAGAGUACGCCACCGUGGAUCCCGACAUCGUCCAGCUGGCGGGCACGGACGAGGCGACCACUUGUGUCGGCCUUGUGAUCCGCAGUAGGAACAGCGGAAUGACCUCUGUCAGCCAUAUGGAUUUUCCGGGCGUGGUUAGCAAUGGCCUCGAGCAAAUGAUGUCGUCCAUUGUCGUCAAUGAUAACCCAGGAGAUACUGCUUUUGAUGUUCAUCUCAUAGGGGGCUUUGAUGAUAGGCCUAAAAAGCAUUCAAGUGACGAAGUUACAUCAGAAAGAAAGCAGAAAAAAGAAGGUUUCUCUUUGCCUCUAUGCUCAAAGAUGGUUGAAGCUUUGCAAGAUAGCCAGUGGAAGUUUCACCUGCAAACUUUAUGUGUCCUCAAGCAUAACACUAAAAUAGAUUCAAUGGGAAAUGCUUGCCCAGUCAUCAGUGGCAUUCUGGUAGAUACUUCAUCUGGAUCAGUCAUGCCUGCUAGCUUCGAUCGAAGUUCAAGAGGUCCAGAUGAGAUUGUUAGGAGAAUUCGGCUGACUGUAUGCUCCAAAGAUCCUAAGUGGAAAGGAAAGUUAUUGGAGACUUAUGACACCAGUCGUGACAGAUUUGAACUUGUCCCUUUCACAUGGGUGCCUGAUUGGAGGCUUUAUGCUUUGUCUCUGCAAGAACUUUCUGAUUCGGAAUAUCUCUUAGGGUGUUCGACCUCUCCCUUUGCUGAGGGUCCUGAUUUUGUGGAAAAUGAAAGAAGGAAAUGGGACUACUUGAUCAAGAAUCCAGAUUGGAGAUAUACCUUUGUCAAUAAGCAGCCGCGAAUCUUUCAGAGAACUGAAGAUGGAGGGUGGUUACGAUGCGGAUAACAUAUGUUUCGGAUAUACUGGACUUCGAAACUUGUUUCGAAACCAUUCAUUCUGUAUUGAGCUGUGGAUGCAUUAUUUGUGGGGGAUUUUCAGAGUGACGAAUGUGUUUGUUUUACAUUAUCAUAAGCGUGUUAUACAUUAAGGUUUCAUUUUAAUGUCUGGAGGUUUCAGAGUCA
Messenger RNA from Zingiber officinale, 1392 nucleotides. Its product is annotated as protein N-terminal asparagine amidohydrolase-like. Bases 185 to 1216 code for a protein of 343 amino acids. The record is from RefSeq and is a predicted model, not a curated record. Gene Ontology annotation, cellular component: nucleus. Gene Ontology annotation, biological process: ubiquitin-dependent protein catabolic process. Lineage: Eukaryota; Viridiplantae; Streptophyta; Magnoliopsida; Zingiberales; Zingiberaceae. Gene Ontology annotation, molecular function: protein-N-terminal asparagine amidohydrolase activity. The transcript is spliced from 9 exons.